Molecule: messenger RNA, 7073 nt
Organism: Phycodurus eques (leafy seadragon)
Lineage: Eukaryota; Metazoa; Chordata; Actinopteri; Syngnathiformes; Syngnathidae
Product: E3 SUMO-protein ligase PIAS1-like
Exons: 13
Coding region: 9-2135 (708 amino acids)
Biological process (GO): protein sumoylation; regulation of transcription by RNA polymerase II
Molecular function (GO): SUMO ligase activity; transcription coregulator activity; zinc ion binding
Source: RefSeq, a predicted model, not a curated record
AAUACAAGAUGGCGGAGAGUGCGGAACUGAAGCAAAUGGUGAUGAGCCUGCGGGUGUCUGAGCUCCAGGUGCUGCUGGGGUACGCCGGGCGCAACAAGCACGGACGUAAGCACGAGCUUCUAACCAAGGCAUUGCAUCUGCUAAAGGCAGGCUGCAGCCCCGCCGUGCAUAUGAAGAUCAAAGAGCUGUACCGCAGACGCUUCCCUGCAAAAAUGGUGUCGCACUCCGAGCUUUCACUGCCCGGACCGCAUCACCCAGCCACAGCGGGGGUGGUUGGAGGAGGUGGAGCUGCUUUGCCUCCUGGCUUGACACAGCUGGCGUACGAGGGCCACGCGGGUCAUGGUGGAGCCCCGUCACCUGCUGCCUUAAUACCUCUCUCGCUACUCGGUCCUGGGAAACACGAGCUUACUGGGUUGACACACCACAUGUCCGCCGUGGUCCCGCUGCACCCCGUCCACCCAGAUGUGAAGCUCCAGAGGUUGCCAUUUUAUGACAUGCUGGACGAGCUCAUCAAGCCAACCAGUCUAGCUUCGGACAACAGCCAGAGGUUUCAGGAGACGUGUUUUGCCUUCGCAUUAACGCCACAGCAAGUCCAGCAGAUCAGCAGUUCAAUGGACAUCUCGGGGAGCAAAUGUGAUUUCUCAGUUCAAGUCCAAUUGCGGUUUUGCCUGUCAGAGACGAGCUGUCCUCAGGAAGAUCAUUUUCCACCCAGUUUGUGUGUGAAAGUAAACAGCAAGCCGUGUAACCUGCCGGGUUAUCUUCCUCCGACCAAAAACGGUGUCGAGCCAAAGCGGCCCAGCCAACCCAUCAACAUUACCUCACUGGUCAGAUUGUCCACCACAGUCCCUAAUACCAUUGUGGUGUCCUGGACUGCUGAAAUUGGAAGGAAUUACUCUAUGGCAGUGUACUUGGUGAAGCAGCAGUCAUCCACAGUGCUUUUACAGAGGCUUCGGGCUAAAGGCAUAAGGAACCCAGACCACUCCAGAGCACUGAUCAAAGAGAAGCUAACAGCAGACCCAGACAGUGAAAUAGCCACAACUAGCCUUCGUGUGUCCUUGCUCUGCCCGCUCGGAAAAAUGCGGUUGAUGAUUCCAUGCCGGGCGCUGACAUGCUCCCACCUACAGUGCUUUGACGCCACACUGUAUAUUCAAAUGAACGAGAAGAAGCCCACCUGGGUCUGUCCUGUCUGUGACAAGAAGGCCCCUUAUGAACACCUGAUCAUCGACGGGCUUUUUGUGGAGAUCCUGAACAGCUGUAUGGAUUGUGAUGAGAUCCAGUUCAAGGAAGAUGGGAACUGGGCCCCCAUGAGGACAAAAAAUGAAGUACAGGAAGUCUCUUUUGUUGCUUUAAAAAGUAGCCUGAAUGGUCAGUGUCCAACAUCUUUGAGCUCAGAUCAGCAGAGCUCGUUGUCAGCCAACCACAGCAGCGACAGCAGCAACGGCAAGAAAAUGGCCGUGAUCGACUUGACAUUAGACAGCUCCUCAGAAGACGAAGAACAGGAAUCGCCGCCGCCACUGCCGCCACCACCCCUGCCUCCAUUGCCUCCUCCCACCAAACGAUCCUGUCCGUCCAUUUCCCCGACAUCGCCGCCAGUCCUCAACAAAGGGGUGUUGAACCUGCACCACCAGGCCUCCCCGGUGAGUCGUGCGUCCAGCAUGACAGCUGUGGACACUAGCUACAUGCCCCCUGUCCCCCCACUGAUCCAGGACUAUAGACCCUACUACCACACCCCCAAUGACCUUCCAGAUUUGAACUUCUUCUCUUUCCUGCAAGGUGACAAUCAUCAGCAUUACAACAUGGUGAUGGCAGCGGCGGCGGCCGCCUCGGCCUCAGAGGACCACGAGCUUCUGCUCAACCGCUUCCUGCCCUACAGCACCUCCAGCUCCUCAGCCUCCUCCCAGCUGUUCCUCGACCAAUCGGUAGCCAAUUCGGCAUCUUUACUGACUUUGCCGACCAACGGGGCCAGCAGCUCAGGCAGCAGCAGUAGCAGCAGCCUGGUGUCGUCCAGCAGCAUCCGGGACGCUCACUCCUUGUCCUCACACUCGCAUGCCGGGGUGCUGGGUGGCCGGGGCAGCGCAGAAGCAGCGGUGGCAGCUAUUUACGGAGGAAUUCCUGACGUUAUAUCGUUGGACUGACUCACAAAGAGCCAGGCUCGAUCCAACAAUUAAUUUAACUGCAGGGUAGAGAACUGACUCACAAACUAGACUAGAAUCAUUGGAGUGUAAGAGGCGCACCAGGAGGACUUGACAGAGGUGUUGGUUCAAACAGUCGUGAAGGUCAGCUGAGCACAUGGGUUUUGACUUUUUCAGUGGCUCACGUUCGGGCUACCGGUCCCAGCAUGGCACAAACAGCAAAAACACAAAGGAGGACAGCUCUUUUUUAAUGAACACAAGGUGGGGCAGCAUGUACAGAGAACAAAAUCUAUUUUCUUCUUUUACUUUUGUAUGUUCAACUGGGAUACGUCCAGAGUAGCGAGCUGCUUCAACUGCUGUUUUUGACCACGUUAUAGUUUGUGGUUCAUAUGUAAUGUAUGGCUCCUGCCCUGUUUAGCGAUAUCGUGGUUUCAAAGUCAUCACUACAUCUUUCCCCCGAAAGUCUGCUCCAGUCAUUUCUCACUUUUACCCAAAAUAUAUAUUCCUUUACAUGUUCAGGUUACACUGAUCGUGUGAUAGGGAAUGUGCAGGUGGAGCGGCCAUAUCUCAGGGUUCCUACGUAAGUGUGGUAAGUAUGGAAUUUGAUUUCAUAGAUUGCCAGGUAAAAGUAUGGGAAAAUUGAAACAAGACUGUUACAGCAGCUCUAUUUUCUAAAACAAAAAAAUGAUGACUACCCAAAAAAAGGUAUAGAUCGAUCUGAAAUUGUUUUCGUAAAACUUUCCAUUUUGACUACAAAACGCAUGAAAUUAGGAUUUGGUAGUUUCAUUCGUUAUUUUUGUUGGCAAGUGACCAUGGUAUAAGCAGGUUAAUGUACAAUUAUCAGGGAUCUAUGGACCGUCCUCCGCGGCACGUCGGUUCACGCCUCUACGUCGUCCAUUAAUCCCUGAUCAUUGUACACCUUGUCGGGCAUUAACCCUAAAUUCUGAAGAUAAAGACCGGUUGGCGAAGAAUCCCUUAUUAUCCCCCCCCCCCCUGGAAAUUAUUUGUCGACAUAAUGGCAUGUAAAGAAUCAGAAUGAUAUACAUUCUGUAUACUCCAAUGUCACAAAUUAUUAGAAAAUUUUUUUUUUUUGCCGAGAAGUCUGGAAAUUAGGGUCUAGAAAAAGUAUGGAAUGUUGGAAAUCUCAAAUGUGUAGGAACCCUGAUAUCUACUUCUGGUUUAUCAUUUGCACUCCUUUUGAAGACCCCGUCCACAUCCAGCAUUUAGACUGUUUUGGGAGCUUUGCAUAAUUUAUAUAUGUAAAUCAGGAGAUGGAAGAGUAUUUUCUUUUUUCUUUUGCUUAAUGCCAAAAAUAACAAGGUACCUUGAUGCUGAUCAGAGUGCACUCAAAAAGUGAGUCCUCUUGUGUCUUUCUUUGGACACUUAAACCGCAUUCUUGGAGACAUUCUUGCUCAACCGUUCAGAAUAAAUGAACAAUGCAGUUGAAAGUCAAACCGCAGCCCUUCUGUAGUAGUUGUGCCAAGGCGGAAUAGGAGGCGGUGACCGAGAUUCAACGAGUACCUGUUUGUGUAAAUGCUUCACUGCACGUUAGGGAUGAAGGAGUCAAAAAGGAAGGUCUUAAUAUGUCCCCCGUUUUUGGAAACGUUGACGCAUUGAGGAGGAGUUGACAAAAAGGUUGUUUCAACAUUAAACGUACAAGCCACAUGAAACAAAAUAACGGACAGGAACUCAGUCCAGUGACAGCCAUUCAAGCAAAUGUAAACACAGUAAUGCAGAGAUACUAAUUUCAAGCAAAAAAGGGACUAGUUGAGUGUCCAGAUAAAUUUGGGCCAUUUUGCAGGUUUUGUGUGGCUGUACCCCUUAGCCCAGGUCAUGCUCUUCUUUUUCAGGCCUCAAAUUGGUUGAAACUGAAUCAACAGUGCCUCAGCUGGCUGCAGCCAAGUAGUGCACUGCAUUUGACCUCCUUUUUGUUUUGUUUUUCAAAACGUAGUUCAACAAUAAACUCCACAUAAUCGUCAAUUAAUCGACAAAUUGGUUGUUAUGCCCAUCCCUACGUUCAAACUUGAAUUUGUAAAUUCUUUCCGACCAUAUUUCUAUUACAUCUUUCGUCGGAUGUUCUUCAGAAGUUCCACUGUGCGAUGCACAUGUUCAACUGAUACGUCUGCAAGCUAGUCCGUGUGUGAAGUUGAAGCGUCCUCACCAGGCGGCCAUUGAACUGGAAAUAUCAGUUUCCCUCAUGAAUGUACAGUACGAUACAUUUGUUGGGUGUUAGACACAUUGCAGUCUUUGUGUCCCGAACCAGAGCAAAGCCUCGCAAUCAGCUCACAUUUGCCUCGGCUAUAGUCAAGCUCACCAAUGUUUUACCCUCCACGUCUUGAAACUUCUUUGCUGUCUUCUUAUUCGUCUCCUUUCCAGGAUUCCACUCCCAGACGUCUGCAGUCAGACAAAACAUUCCCAAGCGUCACUGUGUCUCUAAUCACUGCUGACAACAAGUGCCAUUUGUUUUUGUUUUUUGUUUUUUUGCCGCGCACGGUCCUGUAGCCAGGUGACCCACUUUGAAUUCACUCUCGCCCCUCAUUGAGCAGUCCAAAUGAAGUCUGAGCCAUUAGUUAGCAUUUUUUUUGUACUUAUGUGAACGGACCAAACAAGGAUCGCCUCUGGCGAUGGUCCCAGCUCGCUUCGCUUCAAGUCCAUAGAAGAGCUUUCAGAACAAAUGAUUCACUUUGCCUUCUCUCCAUUGUACAGGAUCUCCCACUAAGUGCAUCGUAGCUUUUGGGACACCCUGCAUUGACUGAGGUCCCAUUAGAUCUGAAGAGAGCCAGAAUAAGAAGUGGGUCCUUUUUCAAAUGAAUUCACCCAAAAAAACAAAACACUUCAAACUGAUUUCAUCUUCUCACAAGAAACAACCCAGUCUAUAAAACACAAUCAUUUUUGAGAGUUAGCUCUCUUGUCUUUCCUGUGUUGUGCACUAUUGUAUUUAUUUGGUAUUAUUUCUAUGUAUGUGUGCGUAUCUAUUUUUAUUUCUGUGGGAGAACGUGUAUGUCACUAUCAUUCCAGAUCUGUUUUGUUACAUUAUGUAUUUAACUUGGUUUGACAGCAGCGUUCUUUCUCACAAAAGGUACAGUUAAGUUAUUAACUCAUUCAGUUUCUUGAGAGCUUUAAUAGAGUAAGAACGCUAGCCAGCUCAUGCAAAAGUCAUAAUGACUGAUUGCAUGUAGCAUCCCUUCCUGUCAUUAUGAUAAUGGGUCCGUUCAUAAUUACAUAAUGGCAAGUCAUUGGAGGAUUUAUUUGACUUUAACCUGUCACAGGUGCACUUAUUGGACCUUCUCUAAACACAUGGUGGCAGAAAGUGGGUCUAAACUUACGCUUGCUGGGACCCCGUCUAUGUCUGGUGCUGUUCUAAUGCGAUUUUGGUGUAUUUGAUCAGGCCACAGGUAGACAGAUCCGCAAGCUCCACGGACGUGUGGUGGAUGUCAGAUGUAUUCCAUUCAUAAAUAUGUGAACAGCAGACAUCAAACCCUCUGCAUCAUUGUAGAAAUCAAUUCAUAGAACCUUUUAUUAUUAUUUUGAGUAGUAGUCGUAUAUUUUUGAAAUCAUCCCACAGAGCCUGGCGGCGUCAAGCUCCAGUCUUGUAUGGAUCGCUGCGAUUACGUCCUCUUCCGCACAGAGAUUUUGCCAUGCGAGACUGUCAUAUUGUGCCAUAUUUAAAGGGAAUGAGAGGAGGCGCUUUGAUUGGACCUGAUUGAAGUUGGAUGUGUUCAUACAGACAGCGGUGCAGGCCUCCCUCUUUUAAAUAAUCUCAUCUGCGCAAUUACCAAAACCUGUUCUAAACCGCCUCUGCGCAGCAUGCCGGAUUUACACUGGUCAUGAAAAUAGAGCCCAUGGAAUUAAAAAAUUCCGAGGUCCAUUUAUGUUCUCCUGUGAAGGUUAUAGUGCAAUUUAGGUUCAUCCUGCAGUUUCACCCGAAAACAGAAUUUCCCUAACUUUUGGUCAGUAGUGUUUAUUGAACCUUUUUUUUUCUAUUCUUAAAGCACUGACAAAAAAAAAAAAACACGCACACACACACAAAAACAAAAACAAAAAACAGUGCAAUAUUUCAAGGAAGUAGCAAUCCUGCAGUUGCUCACUCAGUGAUUUUGACUUGUGGAUUAGAAAGUGUUUUCUAAUGAUGCCUUUCACAUGCAACCCAGGUUGAAGGUGUUCAACAUUGAGUUUCCAGUUAGAUUAUGUUCUGUAGUGACAUGGACAGUUGUGUAAACACUCCUAAAUAUUUGAACCAAUUCAAUAUAUUGUAACUUGGAUCCUGGCUGUGUAUCGGACUACGAUAUGUGGGUGAAGUAUGGGGGUGUUGCAGGCCGUGUUGAAUGUGUUUCUGCUCAAGUGCCCUGCCUUGGAUGGAUGGAUGGACGGAUGGAUGGAUGGACAGAUGGACAGUGCGAGCGGGCCAGAGCCCAACCCAGCCCACCCUGCACUGAAACCGACGGAUUAAAUGCGGCCACUCCUCAAAAAUGGUCAUGAUGUGUCCAACUGAAAGGGAAAAUUGAAUAAUGUAUAUUAUGCCUGUACGGAAUCCUGAAUAUUACGAUCCAAACGUGUUCGAUGUUCGUUUGUAUGCUUUUUGUGUCGAUUCGGAGCCGCCCGAGGAAAGUAAUUUAUAUUUUUUAAGAAAAUGGAAGCUGUAUCGAACAAUGGAAGAAAGGACUGUGGCCAAUGAAGAGUGUCAUCGAGCUGUAAGAGUCACCACCUGCACUCAAUGCCUUAAAACAUGCACAGGUUUGGUUUCGUGGCUCCAACUCCAAAGCCACACAAGGCUUUUAAAGAAAAGGACUGUGCAGACUACAGUAAACCCUUGUCAGUUUGUACAAAUGUACCAAGUGGAAGAAAAAUAUUUAUUACAUGCGUUGGAAUAAAUUGUUUACUUCUUGAAUGUUAACUGUUUAUGUAGAAAAGGUUUAGAUGUAUUAAAAGUGCAUUCUCCUA